Xenopus tropicalis (tropical clawed frog) is the source of this 2019-nucleotide messenger RNA. RefSeq names its product hyaluronan and proteoglycan link protein 2 (gene hapln2). Bases 395 to 1513 code for a protein of 372 amino acids. NCBI's taxonomy places the organism in Eukaryota, Metazoa, Chordata, Amphibia, Anura, Pipidae. Gene Ontology annotation, molecular function: hyaluronic acid binding. The transcript has 6 exons. Gene Ontology annotation, biological process: cell adhesion. The record is from RefSeq and is a predicted model, not a curated record. Gene Ontology annotation, cellular component: gel phase of interstitial matrix.
UGUGUGUCUGUUGGUGUAGGAUGGAAAGUAGGAUUAGAGGCUGAGACACCAGAGGUAUCCAGAAAACUCCAUGUUGACAUUUCCCUUGAGAUUCGGAGACUCUGCAUCAGCGAGACAACACAGGCUAGGCAUUGACAAGCCGUCCUCGGGACAGAACAAUGACAGAUUGUGUGCGCUGCCAUUCUCAUGAGUUCAGAAGGGAAGUGAAUGACAGGCACACAAACUGUUUACUGACUCCGAGACAGAAGGGCAGCUUGAGAAGAAAUACCCAGUGUCCCCCGUGUCAUUGUCCAGAGGAAGUGUCACCUUGCAGAGACCGGCAGAGCUAAGGCAGCAUCAACCAGGUUCAUGAAGAACUCGCCCACAGGAUGCCAAGACAGGCUGAGGGACGCCCAUGAAGAUGAGAGGGUCCCUGAUACAUCAUGAUAAUGGGGAGACGUCAUACCAGGAAUAUAUUCUCAUGAGGCAAACCCCUCAAGGCCUUCCCAAGAUGGUCCUACUCUAUAUCCUGAUGUUCUCCUGCUUCUCCAACCUUCUUCAAGGCACCAGCAUCUACCGUAGCGCCGACAGGAAUCAGGUGGACUCGGCGCCGCCAAAAUUUCUGCUGGAUCCCAUUCACCAUGUGAUUCUAACCCAAAGAGGAGCCAAUGUCGUCCUUCCUUGCAUUCUACGCAUGCGACCACCGAUCUACAGGGUGAAAUGGAGCAAGGUCAACUCAGCUGACCCUCUGGAGAACCUCAUAUUGAUCUCCAAUGGAAAGCACCACAAGAACUAUGACAGACUGAAAGGUCGGGCUCGUCUCAGGCGGAACCACCGUCUUGAUGCCUCCUUGGUGAUCGCCAAUGUGACUCUAGAGGAUGAAGGACGAUACCGAUGUGAGCUGGUGAAUGGUCUAGAAGAUCAAAGUUUAACUUUAUCAUUACAGUUGGAGGGAGUUGUGUUUCCAUAUCAGUCCAGUGGAGGGCGCUACAAAUUCAACUACGUGGAGGCCCGGCAAGCUUGUGAGGAGCAAGACGGCAGGCUGGCCACAUAUUCCCAGCUUUACCAAUCAUGGACCGAUGGCUUGGAUUGGUGCAAUGCUGGCUGGCUCAUAGAUGGGACCAUCCACUAUCCCAUAAUAAUCCCCCGCGAGCCAUGUGGGGGCAACCUCCCUCCUGGAAUCCGCAGCUACGGCCCCAAGGACAAGCUGAAGGACAAAUAUGAUGCCUUCUGUUUCACCUCCGCUUUGAACGGACACGUCUUCUAUGUCCACGGCCCCUUGACCCACAAAGAAGCCGUUGAUACCUGCAAAACCCACCAGGCAGAGAUCUCCAAGGUUGGCCAACUCUACGCCGCCUGGAAGUUCUUCAGCAUGGAUCACUGUGACGGCGGCUGGUUAUCCGACGGCAGUGUCCGUUUCCCCAUAGCGGAACCUCGGGAAAGGUGCGGAGGACUCCCAGAUCCCGGCGUCAGGAGUUUCGGUUUCCCGGAUAAGGAGCAGCGACUGUACGGCGUGUAUUGCUAUAAGCAUUAGGGAGACUUUGAUUUUCAUAUCUGCAGGGGCUUUACUCCAUAAAGGUAACACUUUAACCCGACGAUUAAACAAGAUUUAACCAAGUAUCUGACUCUGGUUCUAAAAACCUCACUCAGAUACUUUCUGAUGUAACCAACCCAACUAGAGGGGCCUUAGGCCACUCCCCAAAUCAUUCACAACCAUUCCCAGCUACAUCUGACCACACCCACAAUCUGGCCCAAACUCCAUCUACUGUCUCACAAGCCCCCAACGAAUUAUAAAUGUUCUUAAUGACCUGGGACUGCAAUCUUCCCAUCCUGCUCUAUUAGACCUGCUUAAGCAGGGGUGGGACCAAGGUCCCACCCACGAGGAGCAAGUUCUCGAAAGGUUUUAUUUCACCAACAGAAUUAAGAUUAGUAGCAGAAGGCAGUCGCCUAAUAUAUAAAUACAGAGACAGAGACGUACAAUACUGGGCAUUAUUAAAUAGAGGAGAGGCCUAAUUCUGAGGACCAAUUAAAGGAACAGUA